This is a messenger RNA of Alnus glutinosa, 1107 nucleotides long. Its product is annotated as acid phosphatase 1. Lineage: Eukaryota; Viridiplantae; Streptophyta; Magnoliopsida; Fagales; Betulaceae. The transcript is spliced from 3 exons. The record is from RefSeq and is a predicted model, not a curated record. Gene Ontology annotation, molecular function: acid phosphatase activity. Bases 103 to 873 code for a protein of 256 amino acids.
GCCAAGAACCAAAAAUCCCAACCUCUCUCUCUCUCCGCGGGUUUCUCAUCCGAAAAAGAAAUCCAGAAAGCUCUCUGAACUGAGUUCCUUGGAUUUCCGGCGAUGGCCUCCGGCCAAUCUGUCGUCCGAACCAUCCUCUUCCUCCUCUGCCUUGUCUCCACUGCUGUUUCCCAUUCGCUCAUCCAAUUGGUCUCCGGCGACCGCAAAAUCCGGAUAGACGAUGAUCUCUACUGCGACAGCUGGAGGUUAUCCGUCGAGAACAACAAUGCCGGGUACUGGUCCACCGUUCCGUCGAGGUGCGAGCGCUUUGUGCAGGACUACAUGAACGGCGAGCGGUACUCGUCCGACUCGGAGGUCGUGGCCGAGGACUCGCUCGCCUUCGUGAAGACGGUGGAGAUCGCUGGCGACGGGAGGGACGUGUGGGUGUUCGACAUCGAUGAGACUCUGCUCUCGAACCUGCCGUACUAUGAGGUCCACGGGUUCGGAUCAGAGACCUAUAACGAGACAUCUUGGGACUCUUGGGUCAAUUUGGCAGAGGCCCCAGCUUUACCAGCAAGUUUGAGUUUGUACAAAGAGCUCGAACAGCUGGGGUUUAAGAUAUUUCUGUUAACGGGAAGGGAUGAAUAUCAGAGGAAUGUGACAGAGAAGAAUCUUUUAUCUGCUGGGUACACCAACUGGGAAAGGCUUAUCUUGAGGGGGACUUCAGAUGAGGGGAAACCGGCAAUCGUGUAUAAAUCUGAAAAGAGAGCAGAGUUGCAAGAUGAAGGUUAUAGGAUUCAUGGAAGUUCCGGUGACCAAUGGAGUGACUUGUUGGGCUUUGCCGUGGCCAAACGGUCCUUUAAACUUCCGAAUCCCAUGUAUUAUAUCGCUUAAUAAACAUCAAAACGUUGGACAAUUGUAUUAAAAUGAUGAUGUUGUUGUUGUUGUUGUUAUGGCGGCGAUUUCUUGCCAUGAUUAUUUGAGGACUUCCAUGGCUAAGUUAUGCUUUCUCCGCUUGAUGUCUGCCUUUUGACAUUUUGAUUUUUAGAUUGUAACUUGAUGGUGCAGUCGGUGGGGAUAGAAUCCUCUCCGAACUCUAUUUCAUACUCAGAAUUUAAAGUUGGUGUA